UAGCUGCUACUCAAACCAAAAACUUACAUAGAACAAAAAAAAAAAGAGAGAUGAAGCUGCUUCAUCAAUUUAGCCAUCAACAUCCACUGAUUUUCAAUGAAGAACAAAGCCAUGAAAGUGAGAAGCAGGCUUAUUGCUCAGCAUGUGGGGAGUUGCUGUCGGGUCCAAGCUUCAGCUGUGUGGAGUGUGGGUUUUACCUUGACAUGAGGUGCGCCGAGGCACCUUCACAGCUAAAUCACCCCUUUCACCGCAACCACAGUCUUGAUCUUCUAACAAGCUCGCCAUAUAAGACAGGUUCGUGUACUUGUCAUUUCUGCAACAAAAAGUGUGAGAAGUUUGUUUAUGAUUGUUCUUGUACUUUAAACCUUCAUAUCAAAUGUGCUUUGUUUUCGUAUAACAUGGCUGAAAAAAGAAUUGGAGAGCUUCAACAAAUUGCCCGUAUAGAUCCAUUGAUCUGUACGGAAAAUGGUAAUGAAGAACUCAAAAGAGCUAAGUGCUUUGCAUGUUGGAAGCCGUUACUAGAUUCUGCGUACUUAUCUCUUGAUUGUGGGUUUUACCUACAUGUGGAAUGCACUGAUCUACCUGUGGAAAUCAAUCACUUUUUUCAUCAUGAACAUCCUCUUAUUUUACGGUUUUGCGGUGAAUAUUUUGACAACAUUCGCCAGCGUCUCCCUUGCAACAUUUGCAACAUAACCCCACGUAAGGGAAUUUUUUAUUGUUGUUCAAUUUGCAAGUUUGCUCUUCACAUUGAAUGUGCAUCACCAACACCACCAAUUAUUGAAGAUAAAAAUCAUCAACACCCUUUCACCCGACUUCGGAGACGUGUCCCAUUUGUUUGUGACGCAUGUGGCUCUUCAGGAAAUCAUGUAUCCUACAUUUGUUCUAUAUGUGACAUUAUGGUCCACAGGAGUUGCAUUUCAUUACCACACAUCCUCAAACACCCAGGGCAUUUUGAGCACCCCAUUUCCCACACCUAUUUCUUAGGGCAAGAUAAGUUUAAAUUGUGGGAAUGCAGAAUUUGCAAUCUAGAGGAUGUGAAUUCAAAUUAUGGAAGCUACUAUUGUUCUGAUUGCGAAUAUGUUGUCCAUGUGAUUUGUGCAAUAGAAGAAUAUAAUUGGUAUGAUUUUGAUGAGUCAGGAAUAAUUGAUGAGAGUCUUGAAGAAAUUUCAGCAUUGCAACCAUAUUCUAUUAUUAAGGAGAUCAAAGAUGGAGAAAAUGUAGUGGCAAUCGAGAUAAAACAUUUUAGCCAUCCACACAACUUAGUUUUAAACAAUGACGUCAAGGAUGAUAAAUGUUGUGACGCUUGCGUGCUACCCAUCUCUACUUCUUAUCAUUAUUGUUCACAGUGUAAUUUCUUUCUCCACAAAUCCUGCGCUGAAUUACCAAGGAAGAAACAUCUUUCGCUUCAUAGUCACACGAAGCCUCAUCAACUUACUUCAAACCGCAUUUUCAGAUGUGCACUAUGUUGGAACGAAACUAAUGGUUUUGCCUACACCUGUGCUGAAUGCAACAUUUGUUACUGCCUUCGAUGUGCUUCAAUUUCUGAUUCUCUCAAAUAUGAAGGACAUGAACACCUCCUCUCCUAUCAAAAGUAUGAAGGGUUGUGUAAUGCUUGUGGUCAAUCUUUAAAUUAUGCAUUCAGAUGUAAGCGUUGCAAUUUCUCUUUAGGUGAGGGUUGUCUCAAACUACCACUUAAAGCUCGACACAAAUCUGAUGUGCAUCAUUUCACACUCACUCAUCAUGAUAAUGAUUAUCCGAAAUCUCAUUAUUGUGACAUUUGUGAAGAAGAAAGAAAUCCAAACUAUUGGUUUUAUCAUUGUGGAAUAUGUGAUAAUUCAGCUCAUCCCAAAUGUGUUCUUGAAAAGUACCCAUUUAUCAAGCUUGGGAACAUCUACACAGAAGAAGGUCAUCCACACCCUCUCACUUUUGUCCAGAAGGUUCAUUAUUAUCCAGAAUGCCAAAGAUGUGGUAAGCCCUGCCUUGAUAUGGCUCUUGAAUGUAAAACAAUUGGAUGCAGCUACAUUGUUCACUGGGAGUGUAUAAAACCUCGAUUUUAAUUUCUUUUUUGUUUUCAACCAUAAUUAUUGUUGUUCAAGUCAUGAUGAGACAAAUAAGCAGUAUGAUAAUGAGACUCAAGAUUGCUGCUUUCCCUGGUUGUUUGUAAACUGUUUGUAAUUAUUCUAUGUAAGUAUUUGUGUCCUUGUUUGGAUUAUUAUCA
Messenger RNA from Theobroma cacao (cacao), 2218 nucleotides. The record is from RefSeq and is a predicted model, not a curated record. NCBI's taxonomy places the organism in Eukaryota, Viridiplantae, Streptophyta, Magnoliopsida, Malvales, Malvaceae.